Populus nigra (black poplar) is the source of this 1082-nucleotide messenger RNA. RefSeq names its product very-long-chain 3-oxoacyl-CoA reductase-like protein At1g24470. Gene Ontology annotation, cellular component: endoplasmic reticulum. Gene Ontology annotation, molecular function: ketoreductase activity. NCBI's taxonomy places the organism in Eukaryota, Viridiplantae, Streptophyta, Magnoliopsida, Malpighiales, Salicaceae. The transcript has 3 exons. The record is from RefSeq and is a predicted model, not a curated record. Bases 26 to 1000 code for a protein of 324 amino acids.
UUGAAAAGUAAAAAAAAAAAUAAAAAUGGUCUCGGCAUGCAUCAACCACCUCCUAACCCAGCCCAUGUGGCUUAUUCUUGUGUCUUCACUUGGUUUCCUCUCCUUCCUCCAAACCUCAACCUCUCUUCUCAAGUGGGUGUAUGCAACGUUUCUCAGACCAAAAAAGAAUCUCAAAGACUAUGGCUCGUGGGCUCUAAUCACCGGAGCCACAGACGGCAUAGGCAAAGCCUUUGCUCACCAGCUAGCUCAAAAAGAUCUAAACCUAAUAUUAGUCGGUAGAAACCCCACCAAGCUCGAAACAGUCUCGAGUGAAAUCCAAGCAGAGCAUCCAGGCACCAAGAUUAAGACUGUGGUGUUUGAUUUUUCAAGCAAAGCCUCAGCUGGUGUCCAGUCGAUAAUAGAGAAGGCCACAGAGGGGCUAGACGUUGGUGUGCUGAUAAAUAACUUGGGAAUCACGUACCCUGCAGCCAGUUUUUUCCACGAGGUGGAUGAGAAAGUUUGGAUGGAUAUUGUUCGAGUAAAUCUGGUGGGCACUAGUAGGGUUACUAAAGCAGUUUUGCCAGGGAUGAUCAAGAGGAAAAGAGGUGCCAUUAUUAAUAUUGGCUCUGGAGCUGCUAGUGCCAUGCCUUCACAUCCUCUCUUCACAAUCUAUGCUGCUACUAAAGCUUACAUUGAUCAAUUAUCAAGAUGUUUAUACGUGGAAUACAGACGCUGUGGAAUUCAUGUACAGUGUCAGGUGCCGCUAUAUGUUGCAACAAAAAUGACUUCAAGAGUAGCUUCGAUUCAGAAGUCAUCCUUGUUCAUACCAUCACCAGAAGCUUACGCCAAGGCUGCGAUUGGUCGAGUAGGCUAUGAAGCACGGUGUGCUCCCUACUGGGCUCACUCGAUUCAAUGGUGGCUGGCUUGCUUGCUUCCCGAGCGCGUUCUUGAUUCCUGGCGUCUCUCUGUUGGUAUCCACCGAAGAGGAAAGCUCACAGCACAAGUUCGAGCAAAUUUGUAGCUAGUCUAUCCUUGAUGGGGUUUUGGGGUUUUUAUGCUGUUUUCAAAACUUCUCUUAAUUAUUCAUGUUUCUUUUUCAAUUA